AGAGGGCGCUUUCUCUAAAAACUUUCUGAUAAAAACGCGUUUAUAAAGGACUUCCAUCGCAAUUUUUGAUCAGUUCUCGAUCGGUAUCCCAUCCCUGGAUUAAAAUUUACUUGGACAAACAGACAUCAUCAACAUACAACAAUGAAGACGGCUGUAUUGUUUCUGGCGUUGAUGCCAUUCGUGUUCUCGGCUCAUGUUGUGCAGGACAGAUUCAUCGAAUCUCUACUCGGCGGAUACGAUAUAUUAGACUUGGGCAAGCAGCUCCUCGGCCAAUUUGGUACUGACGAAACCGAGGCGCAAUGUGAAUCCGAGAUAUGCCCUCCUAUCGUCGGCAAAAUUGAUGGACACAACCCCCUCAUCACAGGCCUUGUGUGUGGUGCUGCCUGCAAAGAGGCUCAAAUUCUUGCACAAACCUACAUUUCAACCGCUCCACCAACGACAUCGACACCAACUGCAGGGAAAUAGAGGUUCACACCAGUGCAGCAAAUCCAUUUCUAUGUGAUAAUGAUUAUCUUGGUCAAUAAAAUUUCAAGAAUUGAAUAA
Messenger RNA from Mya arenaria, 543 nucleotides. RefSeq lists its product as uncharacterized. The transcript is spliced from 4 exons. Bases 142 to 465 code for a protein of 107 amino acids. Lineage: Eukaryota; Metazoa; Mollusca; Bivalvia; Myida; Myidae. The record is from RefSeq and is a predicted model, not a curated record.